AUGUCCCAUUUGAAGAAGAAAACUCCGAUUGUUUUCGUUCUGAGUGCCCUUUUCGUGAUUCUCUUGGUGCAAGCUUUUGGUGGCGAUGUACCAGCGGAAAAAUUCCGAGUUAGGGAGAGAGUCGUGAAGAGUCGAGGCUUGGAAGCUUUUUACGCUGACUUGAGAGAUAUGGGUUACGCGAGGGGAGAUAAAGGUGCGGUUCUUUUUCGUGAAACCGUGAUUGAGCCUCCAUGUAUACCGUCCUUCCUGAGAAUUUAUGUCGCAUCCGCGCCUCGGAACGUGGAGCGCCGGAAGGCGAUUCGCGAAACCUGGGCCGUGUGGAUUCAAAACGUCACGGUGACUUUCGUGAUCGGCAAAAGUGAUUCGGAUUUUGAUAUUGCUCGAGAGGCCGCUAAAUUCGGAGAUAUCCUUCAGGGGAACUUCAAUGACUCUUAUGAUAAUCUGGUGUUCAAGUCCGUCCUCAUGCUCUCGCAUUUCACGAGUCGGUGCUCCGCUCCCUAUCUCCUGAAAACGGACGACGACAUCUUCGUGAAUGUUCCUGAGCUUGUUCAAUUCCUCAUUCAUGGUCGGCCUCAAGGAAUCGUGGGCUGUGAUAAGAGUCGAGAGACGAAACCGAUAGCAUCUUCAUUGGCUUCCCUACAAGCAGUGAAGACGUUCCGUAAGAUCAAACCAAUACGCUUCGUCGCCGGAGCUGGCUACCUGAUCGAAAAAAAUUCUGCAUACCUGCUGAAGUCAGGAUGUUCGCUGGCAACACCCAUACCGGUCGAAGACAUGUUCAUAACGUCAAGAUGCGCGAAAAAAGCCAGAGUGAAGACUGCACAUCAUGGGGGCUUCAGCUGCGGUCGUAGACUCCAGCGACCGUGUGAAAUGAGCCACGCAUUCACAGGACACCAUGUCAGUCCUUCCCGCCGCCGAGAUAUUCGCGGGUGGUGGCCCCGAGCCGGCCUGCUCGCGACUGAGUUUCGAGAAUUUUUCAAACACCUAGCCGGACCUUCCACGAACAAACUCACAUGA
Molecule: messenger RNA, 1014 nt
Organism: Galendromus occidentalis (western predatory mite)
Lineage: Eukaryota; Metazoa; Arthropoda; Arachnida; Mesostigmata; Phytoseiidae
Product: beta-1,3-galactosyltransferase 4-like
Exons: 5
Coding region: 1-1014 (337 amino acids)
Biological process (GO): protein O-linked glycosylation
Cellular component (GO): Golgi membrane
Molecular function (GO): hexosyltransferase activity
Source: RefSeq, a predicted model, not a curated record